Molecule: messenger RNA, 1806 nt
Organism: Raphanus sativus (radish)
Lineage: Eukaryota; Viridiplantae; Streptophyta; Magnoliopsida; Brassicales; Brassicaceae
Exons: 4
Coding region: 1-1806 (601 amino acids)
Molecular function (GO): zinc ion binding
Source: RefSeq, a predicted model, not a curated record
AUGGUCAAUAUCGAGCUGAGCUACUUACCUUCUGAUUUGGUGAGUGGCAACGACUCACCACCGGUUUUCAUCACCACUGAUCGGCAACUGAAAAACUUUCUUACAUAUGUGAAGAACCAAGCUUCAAGGAGGUUAUGUGUGUGUAUUCGAUCUAAGGUCGAAUCUAACAUGAAUGAAGAAGCUGCUGAGUCACCUAACAGAGAAGAAGAGGCUAUGUUGUAUAAACUUCCAGAUGCUGCUAUUGAUUAUCAAACCAAGCCUGAAGAAGAUGAAAGUGAUGAUGAUAACGAGCAUGAGAUAGAUAUGAUCACUGGAAAGUAUGUCCGUUUUUCUCUGGUAGAUGUUGUGAAAAAGGGUCAACAUUUUUCUAGCAAAACAGCUUUGAAGGCAACAAUGGAGAUAUGUGCAAUGAAACAUAAUUUCGACUACAAGCUUGUGAAAUCGGAUAAAAAAGUUUGGUACGUUCGUUGCGCGGACAAUGAUUGCACCUGGCGUGUGCGUGCAGAGGGUUUAACGGUUGGCACUCUCACUAUGCAUAAGUAUGAAAGUGUGAAGGAAGGGCCAAAACCUAAUGAUAUCAUCCAGUUAAUGCAUAAUGAUCAUGGAGUUGAGAUAUCCUAUCCCUUAGCAUGGGAAGCACGAGAGUAUGCAGUAAAUGCUGUGAGAGGCAUUCCGGAGGAAGUUUAUGGAGAAAUUCCUAAAUACUUGCACAUGAUGAAGGAAGCAAAUCCAGGAUCACACACAUUUUAUGAAACUGACACCAACGGGAGAUUCAGAUUCCUCUUCAUCUCAUAUGGUCAGUCUAUUCGCGGUUUUCAAACUGCCCUUCGGAGAGUUAUUGUUGUCGAUGGGACCUUUUUGAAGAGUAAAUACAAAGGAGUAUUACUGGUUGCUACUGCUUUAGAUGGAAACUCGAACCUAUAUCCUAUUGCAUUUGGAGAUGUCGACUCAGAGAAUGACCGCGCUUGGGAAUGGAAUACCUCUAUCGCUAAAGCUCCUGCGAAAGUGUAUCCGCAUUCUCAUCAUGGAAUUUGCAUUCACCACUUGCUGAACAAUGUUGUUACCUAUUACAAGGGGAAAGGUGUCGCUGACGCUGAUGUGCAAAAGUGGGCUCGUUGUCAAUUUCCAGGUUACAGGUACGAUGUUAGGACCACUAACCCUGCUGAAUCAAUAAAUUCUGCGUUGCGGUCGCCUAGAGAGUUUCCAGUUAUACCUUUGUUGGACAGCAUAAUGGAGAUGAUGACUCGAUGGUUUUUCAAACGUAGAACUAAAAGUUCUAAGCAUACAAAACCACUGACCAUUGCUGUGGAAAAGAAGAUUAAUCGAAGGAUUGAAAAGAGUAAGAAGUUUCAGGUUUUCCCAGUUAGUGAUGACAGGUUUUUGGUUCAAGGUGACACUUUUGAAUGUAUGGUCGACUUGGUCAGACGCACAUGUUCAUGUGGGAAAUUCGAUCUGAUGAAAAUCCCCUGCAGACACGCCAUCAAAGCAGCUUUUAGUGUAGGGAUAAGAGCACACACACUCACUGACGACAUGUACACCACAGCUUCAUGGAGAUCGAUUUAUGCGGAAAGCAUAAACCCUAUUAGUGUCCCUGAAGAUGCAUGGAUUGCCCCACCUCACGUACAGCAAGCGGAAGUCCUUCCUCCAGAGACUAGAAGAGCUGCUGGUCGGAGAAAGAAACGAAGAUACGAGACAGUUGAAGACAAGAUCCGUUCAUCACAAGGAACUCAACGCUAUAAAAGUCGCAAAUGCAGUCGAUGUGGUGGUGUAGGUCACAACAGAUCGACAUGUGAUAGAGCAAUAUAG